AUGAAAACUUACAACAAGCGGAGGUCGGCGCAAACGCAGGCGCACGCUAAAAUGCAACGUUCUAUCAGCAAUGUCUUCGCAGCAAUAUUAUUCAUAUUGUUCACCAUGGCAUUUUAUCUAACCAUAUCUUUUACUCCUCUAACAAAAGAAGAGCAUAUUGAGCGAUAUGAGAAAAUGACGGACGAUGUGGAACCAUUCAGAAGGAAUUUAACUGAAUGCGCGCGCCAAGUCAAAGCCGAGAUGGUUGAUGUUGAAAAAUUUUUGAAGAGGAUACCGCAGUCUUCGAUGCAAGGGAAAUGCUUCGUCGCAUGCAUUUUGAAGCGAAAUGCUAUCAUAAAGAAUAACAAGAUAGAUAAAGGACGCUUAUUGGAGUUGAACAGAGAAGUUUAUGGUGAAGAUAGCGAGGUGAUGGCGAGGCUGAAGGCCGCAAUAGCGGAGUGUUCAAAAGCGGUUGAAAAUGAGGGGCUUUUCGAAGUGUGUGAAUACGCUUCGGUGUUCAACGACUGCAUGCAUAUGAAGAUGGAGCAUAUCUUGGAUCAGGUUAUGAUGGAACGGCGCUUGGAGGCAAUGUCCAAAGUGGCUACGGACCCUGAGCAGUGGAGCGACGAUGAAGACGAAAUGUUGAAACUUGUGCGAGAUGAACUUUGA
Arctia plantaginis is the source of this 648-nucleotide messenger RNA. The record is from the annotation of a GenBank genome assembly. Lineage: Eukaryota; Metazoa; Arthropoda; Insecta; Lepidoptera; Erebidae.